Molecule: messenger RNA, 1793 nt
Organism: Varroa destructor (honeybee mite)
Lineage: Eukaryota; Metazoa; Arthropoda; Arachnida; Mesostigmata; Varroidae
Source: RefSeq, a predicted model, not a curated record
CUACAGAUCUGCUAUAUUUACGAAGCUGUUCGGCCACGAAAAAACUAGCCAGAUCAUUUGUCAUAGAAAGCAUGGAACCGUUGUGCUCAUCGUAUUUUUCCCCCCGAGUGACACGUUGGCCGCAAUGAGCGGGUAGUUCAUCCGGGAUGGACAGAGACGUGUACGUCGAUGAACCGUCAUGUGACAAUCAGACAGUUGCAAGCGGUCAAAUAUCUGCGUUUCGUCAUAUCCGCGUGAAAUACUUUGACCCAGAACGUGUUAUCGAACGAGGACAACCCUUUGCAGAAUGGCCUAAUCGGAUUAUGCUGUCGAACCUAUCACAGCCAGCGACGAGAGAGAGCAGUAGACAGCCUUCGAGCUGGCAAGGUGCGUGUGGCCAUGAUUCCAGAAGCAUAAAAUCGCCAGCCAGACCCAUUAUCGAGGAUAGUUUGAGAAUAGUUUGUAGUGCCGAAGAACACUGCGGCCUUGAGCAAUUGCAAAUUGAUUCAAGCGAGAUAUGUGAGAAAGCCAUGGAGCUUGUCGCAUGUGUUCAUGCCAAAUGGCGCGCAGACAUUUUUGAUAAAUAUCGACCAGGACCUGUCCCUGACUCGGAAAUACUGCAGAUGGAAAGCGACGCGCGUGACCUUAGGGCGCGUUAUGAAGAUGCGCUCUUUGUUUUGGCACUUACUGCAAAGGCGCAGGAAGUUCAGGAGGGCAUUCGCCAACUCGAUGAAGAAUUCAAGGAAUCUACAUCCACUGAUGGCCUAUAUAAACUACUGCCCAAUAAAGAUCUGAAUCCAUACUGCGCUAACUGAGUCAGCAGUGAACCAUUCGCGUGGAUACACUUCGAGCUGUAGCUCUAUAACGCAUUGCCUGUAUUAGCCCAUGAAGACCCUCAUUUUGAGCCUAAUAGCGUAAGGUAUACAUACAUACCCUGCUUCUCACUGUACGGAGACAGUGCUACAUACUUAUACAGUUCCCGUAGGUACCGAUGCGGCGAUAUCUAAUUACCAUAUCUAACCUACUCUAAAAAUAGCUAUUUUGUAGUUAUGCCAAGAGGGGCUUGGCUCUUCGACUCAGAGACAAACAAUUUUCAGCAUAAAGUAAGUAAGCAUAUACUGUUGUAUAGGGGACGUAUAUAGGUCGAUAGGUCGCAGACGACGGUGAUGAUGACGUUAAAACAAUGUCAAACUGGAAUGGCUUGACGGUGGUGGGAGCUUGUCAUAUUUUAAAGGUGAUUUCCUUGCAUCGUUAUUAGAUCCCUUACAAAAUGCAGGCAAUCGUUUAUCAUUUAUGAAACGUAUAAUGGAGCAUGUGACACGCGUCUGGACCCCGAAAACGCCACUUCAUUGUCACGCUUCGUUCUAUUGCUUCAAUUGCUAUUUGUCUAGGUAUUAGACACGGAGCACACAAUGGAAGUCGAUCGAUACAAGAAUACUUUGUAAAUCAUACUAGUAAACAUGUGGCGGGGAAAUUAUGGACGUUUCCAAAGGAAACUCGUUACAAUUAUUAUGUAGCUAUUCCAUGCGCAUGCAAACUUCUCCAAAAUAGAAACCAACGACUACUUUUUGUACCGAAGCUACUGGUCAAAGGCACGAUGCUAGGAGCGGUACGAAACGAUAUAAUGAACUACGAUAUAGAAUGCCGCGUGUUUGCUGUGCAUAUGACUGAAUAGAUAGAUUUCCUCUACCUCUGUAAACAUAGGUAUAUAAGAGACAAGAAAAAUGGUAAAGCGCAUUUGUAUGCCUAUAUUGGAAAUUUCGGCUAAGACUGUUCUCCUAUUUGAUGUACAUAUUUAUAUUUGAACGUUAUAA